UUAAUGGCUGGAAAUCAUGCAUCUACUCUUCCUUCACUUCUUCCCCUUCUCUCUCUCUCUCUCUCUCUCUCUGUCUCUCUUUCUCUGCCAGUUCACAAAACACCAAACCUCGGAGUUCUCAAAUCUCUUCAGUAACCGUUUCUCAUUCUGAGCUCAGACUUUCCCAGAGGCACACAGAUUUGUGCACAGAGAGAGAGAGAGAGAGCCCUUUUCCGACCAAUGGCGGGAGACCAUUCGCCGCCCGACUCCGCAGCCUCCACGGUGUUCCUCCACGGCGACCUCCAGCUGAAGAUCGCGGAGGCCAGGCGCCUCCCAAAUAUGGACCUCGUCUCCGAGCGCCUCCGCCGCUGCUUUACUGCUUUCGGCUCCUGCCGCAAGCCCUUCUCCGGCUCCGGCGGACGGCGGCCCCACCUCGGCAAGAUCAUCACCAGCGACCCCUAUGUGGCCGUCUGCCUGGCAGGGGCCACGGUCGCUCGCACCCGCGUCAUCCCGAACUCCCAGGACCCCAUCUGGAACGAGCGGUUCCAGGUCCCGCUGGCCCAUCCAGCUGCCCACAUCGAGUUCCACGUGAAGGACGACGACAUGUUCGGGGCGGAAAUGAUCGGCGUCGCGACAGUCCCCUCGAGCCCGGCUCUUGUAUCCGGGGAGCCCGUCGAGGGGUGGUUCCCGAUAAUUGGCGCCAAUGGUAAGCCCCCGAAGCCCGACUGCGCUCUCCGCCUCGAGAUGAGAUUCACUCCCUGCCAGGACAGUGCCCUGUACACGAGGGGCAUUCGGGCAGAUCCCGAAAACUUCGGGAUCAAGAACUGCUACUUCCCGAUGAGGCGGGGUGGGUCGGUGACCCUGUACCAGGAUGCCCACGUGGCGGAUUCACAUUCGCCGAGUAUCGAGCUCGGGAAUGGGAAGCUGUUCAAACACGAGAACUGCUGGGAAGAUAUCUGCCACGCUAUCCUGGAGGCUCAUCAUUUGAUCUAUAUCGUAGGCUGGUCGGUCUAUCAUAAGGUGAAGCUGGUGAGGGAGCCCACAAGGGAAGUCCCCAGUGGAGGGAACUUGAACCUCGGGGAGCUUUUGAAGUAUAAGUCUCAGGAAGGAGUGAGAGUUCUGCUCUUGGUUUGGGAUGACAAGACCUCCCACAGCAAGUUCUUCAUCAAUACGGCGGGAGUGAUGCAGACACAUGACGAGGAAACUCGGAAGUUCUUUAAGCACUCGUCUGUUACUUGCGUGCUGUCCCCCCGCUAUGCCAGCAGUAAGCUUAGCAUUUUCAAGCAACAGGUUGUCGGGACUUUAUUUACUCAUCACCAGAAAUGUGUGAUUGUGGACACACAAGCACGUGGAAACAACAGGAACAUUACUGCUUUUAUAGGAGGCCUGGACCUCUGUGAUGGCCGUUAUGACACUCCUGAACACCGCCUCUUUCGGGAUCUUGACACCAUUUACGAAAACGAUUACCAUAAUCCCACUUUUUCUGCUGGGACUAAAGGGCCGAGGCAACCAUGGCAUGACUUGCACUGCAAGAUCGAGGGUCCUGCUGCUUACGAUGUGCUAAAGAACUUUGAGCAGCGAUGGAGAAGGGCAACAGCAUGGUCAGAGUUCAGAGAACGUUUCAAGAAGGUUACUCGGUGGCACGACGACGCUUUAAUAAAGAUAGAAAGGAUCUCAUGGAUACUGAGCCCUUCUCCUUCUACCACAGUAGACGAUCCCAGUUUAUGGGUUUCCAAGGAGGAUGAUCCCGAAAAUUGGCAUGUUCAGAUAUUCCGGUCGAUUGAUUCCGGUUCACUGCAAGGCUUCCCCAAAGAUGUUUUUGCUGCAGAAUCUCAGAACCUUGUCUGUGCGAAGAAUCUGGUAAUAGAUAAGAGUAUUCAGACAGCUUACAUUCAAGCAAUCAGGUCUGCACAAAAUUUCAUUUAUAUCGAGAAUCAGUAUUUUCUCGGGUCUUCAUAUGCUUGGCCCUCUUAUAAGAUCGCAGGUGCUGACAAUCUGAUCCCAAUGGAACUUGCGCUAAAGACUGCGAGCAAAAUUAGAGCAAACGAAAGAUUUGCGGUCUACAUCGUGAUCCCUAUGUGGCCUGAGGGAGUCCCUUCCUCUGCUUCCGUCCAAGAAAUUCUCUAUUGGCAGGGACAGACAAUGCAGAUGAUGUACGAAAUCAUAGCAGAGGCAUUAAGCUCCUCAAAUAAUCACGAGAAUUCUCAUCCCUGUGACUAUCUAAACUUUUAUUGCCUAGGGAAUCGCGAACAACUGCCCAACGAGAUGUUAAAUCACAAAACUGAUCAGACAUCAAAUGGCAACACUACGGUUUUGGCUUCUCAAAAGUUUCAAAGAUUUAUGAUAUACGUCCAUGCCAAGGGAAUGAUAGUGGAUGAUGAGUACGUGAUAAUAGGAUCGGCGAAUAUUAACCAACGUUCAAUGGCCGGUUCGAGAGACACCGAGAUUGCAAUGGGAGCCUAUCAGCCCCAACAUAUACAGAGCGGAGAAAAAAAACGGCCACACGGCCAGAUAUACGGGUACAGGAUGUCAUUGUGGGCAGAGCACUUGGGCAUACUAGAAGACUGCUUCAAGGAACCCGAAGAUCUGUCCUGCGUGAGGAGUGUGAACAAGAUUGCACAAGAUAACUGGAAGAAGUUCACUGCCGAGGAAUUCACAAGAUUACAGGGCCAUCUCCUCAAGUAUCCCAUUGAGGUCGAUGCAGACGGUAAGGUAAGCCCCUUACCUGGACACGAGACCUUCCCCGACGUCGGCGGGAAGGUGCUCGGUUCUCGCACGACACUUCCCGAUGCUUUGACGACAUAAGAGACUUCGGGGGUGUUUAUACCCUGUUGUUUUGUUCCUUUAUACAUUCUCAGAAUUGUACAUUAUUUGCACAUUACUGCCCUCAAAUGAACAAUCAAAUAUUACUCGACUUCUGUCGAUUUUCUUCA
Punica granatum (pomegranate) is the source of this 2912-nucleotide messenger RNA. The record is from RefSeq and is a predicted model, not a curated record. NCBI's taxonomy places the organism in Eukaryota, Viridiplantae, Streptophyta, Magnoliopsida, Myrtales, Lythraceae.